AUGUCGCAGGCACCCAGCAUCCACAACCCCGCUACCGCUGACGGCUGGCAUGGCGUCAUCCCCAGCGCUCAAUUCCCCGCCGAGAAAGGACGCUACCACCUCUACAUUGGACUCUUCUGCCCCUUCGCCCACCGAGCCAAUUUCGUCCGCCACUUGAAAGGUCUGACGGAUUUCAUCAAAGUCAGCAUAGUCAAGCCUUAUCCGAAAGGCGACGCGAACGGCUGGCCAGGAUGGCGUCUCCCUGACUCAGAUGACGAGUAUCCUGGCGCAACAGUUGAUCACCUCUUCGGAGAAGACUACUUACAUAAAAUUUAUUUCCGCGCUGAUCCGGACUAUAAGGGUCGAUACUCUGUUCCUCUAUUGUGGGAUACAAAGACCGGGACUGCUGUCUGCAAUGAAAGUGCUGAGCUUCUUCGCUGGCUCCCGACAGCCUUUAAUGAGCUUCUUCCGCCAAAAAUCGCCUCUAUCGAUCUUUACCCGUCUCACUUGCGAACCCAGAUCGAUGCCAUCUCGACCUGGAUGCAGUCGGAUGUCAACACGGGCGUCUAUAAAGCAGGAUUUGCGCCCUCGCAAGAGAUCUACGACAAAAAUGUUGUCCCAGUCUUUGGCGCUUUGAACAAGCUCGAAAAUAUUGUUGCACAGCAUGGUGGUCCGUUCGUGCUAGGAAAGGAGAUGACAGAGCUGGAUAUUCGGUUGUAUGCGACCCUGAUCCGUUUCGAUACGGUCUAUGUCCAGCAUUUCAAGUGCAAUUUGGGUACCAUUCGCCACGAUUACCCUGUUUUGAAUAAUUGGUUGAAGGGGAUGUACUGGGAUGUUGAAGCGGCGAGGGCAUCGACUAACUUUAAACAUAUCAAGGAAAACUAUACCAAGAGUCAUUCGGAUGUCAACCCGAAAGCAAUUACACCAAUGGGUCCAUUUCCUGAUGUUGAGGAGGGCGUGGAGAGGGAUUGGGCUAGGUUAACGCCGGGAGGUGUUAAACAUCCUGCUGUGUUGGCUUAUCAGAACACUUUACCUAAUGUCUAG
This is a messenger RNA of Penicillium longicatenatum, 1023 nucleotides long. RefSeq names its product putative cell wall organization protein/glutathione transferase (Gto3). The transcript is spliced from 3 exons. Bases 1 to 1023 code for a protein of 340 amino acids. Gene Ontology annotation, cellular component: cytoplasm. The record is from RefSeq and is a predicted model, not a curated record. Lineage: Eukaryota; Fungi; Ascomycota; Eurotiomycetes; Eurotiales; Aspergillaceae. Gene Ontology annotation, molecular function: glutathione transferase activity.